Thermothielavioides terrestris NRRL 8126 is the source of this 1259-nucleotide messenger RNA. RefSeq lists its product as uncharacterized. Gene Ontology annotation, biological process: RNA splicing. Gene Ontology annotation, cellular component: precatalytic spliceosome. The record is from RefSeq and is a predicted model, not a curated record. The coding region runs from base 108 to 1010 and encodes 300 amino acids. The transcript is spliced from 2 exons. Lineage: Eukaryota; Fungi; Ascomycota; Sordariomycetes; Sordariales; Chaetomiaceae.
CCUGGAAGUUUCCCUGCAGACGUCACUCCUCGCGACUUGGAACUUUAAACAUCGCGCUUCUUGUGCCUCCCAACCCCAUACCCACCACAAGACUCCCCACAACCACAAUGACCGAUCGGCGAGAUGGUCAUUUCCGCCGUGGAGGCGAUAGAUCCUACAUCGGCGACAGAGACAGGCGGCGCGAUCGAGAACGAGGCGCAGGCGGCAGGGACCGUGACGGCGACAGCGACAGACAUCAUGACCGGGCCCGCGACCAUGGCAGGGACAGGGACAGGGACAAAGACCACCGGCGGUACCGCUCACGCUCCAGAGACCGAGGGGACCGCCGGCGCUCUCGGUCUCCCGGGCGCGACAGGGGUUACGAUCGGCGCGGCGGCGAGAGAGAUGGGGCCCAUCGACGGCGGGAAGAUGACCGAGCAGUGCCUCAACGGGAUCGCGGAGACAGGAGCAUAAGAGACGAGUGGGAGCGACCGGAGCGAGACAAGCCCAGCCGCGAGAGGGACAGAGACAGAGAUGCUCGUACGGCGACAGAGUCACCCCGCCGCUCAGCCAGCCCCAAGCGUGUGUUUGAGAGGAAUGGUGAUGAGUUCACACAGCUGCCCACGCGCUCAAAACCCAGCAGCACAAAUACCCCCACCCCGACAGCGCCCGUGUCAUUCAAGGUUAAAGGCCGGGAUGGCAGCCACGGACCGGAAUCACGUCAGCAGCCUACAUCAACGCGGGAGAACAGCGAGGAACAAGAGCGCCACUACGAAGAUGAGGACCGUCACCAGUCGAGAGGACGGUUCGACGCAGAUCCCAUGGAUGAAGAUGAGGAGGAAGUGGUGGUCGAGGACGACGGCCUGGAUGAUAUGGCGGCUAUGAUGGGCUUUGGAGGCUUCGGAUCGACGAAGGGCAAGAAGGUGCUAGGGAACAACGUGGGUGCGGCAAGGAAGGAGAAGAAGACGGUGUACCGCCAGUACAUGAACCGUAUUGGUGGGUUCAACAGGCCGCUUAGUCCGACGAGGUAAUGAGGCGCCGUGGCCAAAACGGGGAGCGAGAUGUGCAUUGUUGGUGUCGAUACCCAUGUAGACUACGGAAUACAUACUUGCGAAACAGCACGAGGGGUUCCAAUCUCGGGACUGCCUUUCGUUCAAGCUAUGGACGGUCUGUGAGGCUUGAACCGUCCGCAAGAGAGACUAUUAAACUGUACGCAAACAGCGCACAACCAUCGUAGGCCGCGUUUUAUCUCUCUCAGUUUCCUGUUUACAUAGCAGUCU